AUGCCUCAUACCGUCGGCUGUUUCGCUCUUACACAUCAUAUUCUACUCAACUACUUACCCCAGAUAAAUAUGUCACUUCCCGAGACCUAUCGAGCCUUUAGACGUACAACUGGCGAUUUUCCUCGGACCGUUGAACCGUCAAUCGAGACCGUGCCACGCGUACUUGGACCGAACGAUGUCCUGAUCAAAGUCCACGCAGUCUCACUCAACUUCCGCGAUGUUGCCAUGUUAAACGGGAUAUAUCCGAUGACAAUGGAAGACCGAGGCAUUCCAUGCUCUGACGCUGCUGCCGAGGUCGUCGCAGCCGGGUCAGCCGUCGAAGGCUUUGUUACCGGAGACCAUGUUUCGGUUAUAAGUGACCUCAACAACAUCACGGGAUCUGAAGACGAACCUCUUUAUGGUCUUGGUGGAGACACCGCUGGUGUUCUUCGCGAAUACGCCGUUUACCAGGAUAAGCAUCUUGUGAAGCUACCUCGGCAUCUAUCAUGGGAAGAGGCGGCUACUAUCACGAUCGCUGGUGUCACGGCUUGGACGGCCCUUGAUGGCUUGACCACGGCAUCCAAGUCACGCAGCGCUCUCAUGCAAGGCACCGGAGGCGUCAGCAUGUUCGCCCUACUGAUUUGUCUCGCGGCGGGCAUCCAGCCAAUCAUCACAUCUUCAUCGGACGAGAAGCUUGAAGCUGUUAAGAAACUUGACCCUCGAGUCCGCGGCAUCAACUACAAAACCACCCAAGAUCAAGGAGCAGAAGUCCGGCGUUUGACGGACGGCCAGGGUGUCGAUUUUGUCAUCAACAAUGCGGGUCCAGGAUCGGUUCCCCAGGAUAUCAGCUUCCUGCGCCAGCGAGGCGGUACAGUGUCACUGGUUGGCUUUCUAGGUGGUAUCGGUGGCGAUUGGCAGCCUGCCGCUAUUAUGGCCUUGAUGGCCAAGUCUGCUAAGAUCAAGGGAAUUGCUGUAGGCUCUAAAGAGGAUUAUAUAAACCUGAAUCGGUUCUUGGAAGAGAAGAAGGUUUCCCUUUCUCCGCUUGUGGACCGUGUUUUCUCGUUUGAGGAGUCGCCAGCAGCCUUUGAGUAUCUCUAUUCAGGCAAGCAUGCAGGAAAGGUGAUCAUCAAGAUCUAG
This is a messenger RNA of Fusarium fujikuroi IMI 58289, 1116 nucleotides long. Its product is annotated as related to zinc-binding oxidoreductase. The transcript is spliced from 4 exons. NCBI's taxonomy places the organism in Eukaryota, Fungi, Ascomycota, Sordariomycetes, Hypocreales, Nectriaceae. The record is from RefSeq and is a predicted model, not a curated record. The coding region runs from base 1 to 1116 and encodes 371 amino acids. Gene Ontology annotation, molecular function: oxidoreductase activity.